Penaeus monodon (black tiger shrimp) is the source of this 3065-nucleotide messenger RNA. Its product is annotated as transcriptional regulator ovo-like. Gene Ontology annotation, molecular function: DNA-binding transcription factor activity, RNA polymerase II-specific; RNA polymerase II cis-regulatory region sequence-specific DNA binding. Lineage: Eukaryota; Metazoa; Arthropoda; Malacostraca; Decapoda; Penaeidae. Gene Ontology annotation, biological process: regulation of transcription by RNA polymerase II; epidermal cell differentiation. Gene Ontology annotation, cellular component: nucleus. The record is from RefSeq and is a predicted model, not a curated record.
GAGACAGGUCCCGCGAGAGGCGCCCAGCGAGUCCCAGAAGUCCCUCACGGUAUACGUCUCCGCACCUGCUGGAGGAGCACCCCGAGAACCAGCCGCUGUCGCUCACCAUCCGGGACAGAGAUGACGAGAGCUCCUACUGGCGAGAGGACGCGCGCGCCGCCAGCCCGGGUCGCUUGGAGUCGGCCGCGGAGGCGCCUCGCCGCGCGCUGCCCCCCAUCAGCCGCAUUCUCCCCAGGCCGCUCGUGGGGCGCUCCCGCUCGCCCUCCAUGCCCGUCUCCGACAUGCUGUGUCCCCCCCCGCAGGACACGCCCCUGGACUGCCACGUCCCCCGCCGCUCCGUGUCCCCCCGCCUCCCCCCCUUCUCCGACGUCCGGCGCCACCAGCGCGCGCCGUCGCCCAUGGAGUACGACCAUCCGGCCGUCUCGCUACCACGACGACCACGCCCUCCCGUACGACCUCACGACUCGCAGGUCGCGCUCUCCCAGAACGAUCUCGCCGCAGUCCCUCCCGCCGGUGCUGGCCUCCAUGCGGCUCCGCGAGUGCACAAACGCCGAGGACAAAUGCCCUCCGGCAUCUCCAGCAUAGAGAGCGCCUCGCAGCCUCCGCCUCUGCCCUCGCCCGUGGAGCCGCACGUGUACUCCCUGCCCGAGCACUGCCGCAGCAUCCCCCUCACCGCCAACGACACCUCCCCCGCCUUCCCCGCGCCCUCACACUUCAGGGAGAAACACCUUACACGGUGCCAGUGCCCUCCCCGUCGCCGCUCCCCGUGUCCCCGCCCCUGAGCAGCGCCACGUCGCCCCUCACCGUGGCCACGACUACCCUCCGCUCCCCUCCCGAGGCGCAGACGUACGAGCCGCUCACCACGCAGACGCAGGUGCCGCUCGUGUCGUCGACGGACCUCCAGAGCGGCUGGAGCGAGCGCUCGCCGACGUCGCCGCAGUACCAGACCAACUACGCGAGCCGCCCUUCCCCCGGCGGCAGUUCCCUCAUGGACGCCUCCUCCCCGCCGCUGCAUGACAUACAGCAUGAAGUGCCGCUUCAGGUUCGAGUGUCCAUAUUGCAGCAACGCCUGGGACUUCCGGAGGACACGCCCCUCGAGUUCGUCAACGGAGGUCACGGCAUCAAGAACCCGCUGGCGCCCUCGACCGACACCACGAGGCAGGAUGUCAACGAGAAACUGCCACCGCCAGUGAUUGAAGACGACAGCAGCAAGUUCGUGUGCCGCGUGUGCUCGAAGACCUUCAGCCUGCAGAGGCUCCUGAACCGCCACAUGAAGUGCCACUCGGACGUCAAGCGCUACCUGUGCACCUUCUGCGGCAAAGGCUUCAACGAUACCUUCGAUCUCAAACGCCACACCAGAACUCACACCGGUGUGCGGCCCUACAAGUGCAACCUGUGCGAGAAGUCGUUCACCCAGCGCUGCUCCCUGGAGUCCCACUGCCUCAAGGUCCACGGCGUGCAGCACAGCUACGCCUACAAGGAGCGCCGUUCCAAGGUCUACGUGUGCGAGGAGUGCGGCCACACCACCGGCGAGCCCGAGUGCCACUACCUCCACCUCAAGGACAACCACCCCUACAGCCCUGCCCUCCUCAAGUUCUACGACAAGAGGCACUUCAAGUUCAACAACUCCAACUUCACGAACGUGCUCCUCAUGAGUCAAACAUAGGCGCUAACUUAGGUCGAGAGAGAACGUGUAAUGUUGAUAGGCAACGUUAUGUUAGAUGCUUGUAAAGUCAGCUGUCCUUCCGGGGCCUCGGGAUACAAGGAGCCGUGGCUCUUCUCCAGCCUGAGAGGCGAGCCGAGAACCACGGCGUCGCGGGCCACGCAGGACGCACGAGCCAAGGACACCACUGCCUUCGGGCGCACCUCUGACGACCGCCGGCCUGCAGAGCGAGCCGCGGUCGAUGCUGGGUCUCUCCCUUGGAACUGGAUCCUCGGGCGCAGACUAAUCACGUGAUGCUUGAGCCCUGAGUUCUUUGGAAGCUAUAUCCAGCAGAUUUUUUUUUUCGAGAGACAUUAAACAAAUAUACCUCGCUGGCUACUGCGUGGUGCGUAUUUUUGUAUUCUGCUUGACAAAAAAACAUUUAAGGCAUUAUUAAAUAAUCAUAUGUAGAUAUAUUUGAUCAUGGAAAGUUCAUAACUUUUCUCUAGAUUCACGUGUGUGUCUAUAAUACAAGUUUAUCAGCCUUGGUGUUUACGUGUAGGCUGUAUGAAACAGAAUAUGCGGAUAACAGGAUAAAUAUAAGACACGCCGUAGUUUUUGGCACUACAAGUGUCUAGGUUUAUGUGGAUUCGUUGCAAUAUAGAUUUUAAGAUAUUGCUGAACCAAUGACAGUCAGGCUGCAUUGCCUUCUUGCAAGAACGUGCAGUCAUGUCAAUGUCUAUAGACUUCUUAUUGCUAUACUUCCUCUAUGUACUUGAACAAAAGAUAUAUAUCAUCCUUCGCAAACGUUUCGCUAUUUUAUAACAAAUAGGAAAAAAAACAAGAUUAAAAGAAAACGAUACUCUCAUUUUUUUUUAGCAUGAUACUGAUCUCCGGAUUAAUCCAUGGGCAUUAGUGGAAUAUGGUGCUCCUCCCGUAAUGAAGCAAAUACCUACCAAUGAUAUUUACCUCAAUAGUCUCAGAGGCCCUUCCCAGCAAACCGGGCUGCGAUGGUCAGAGGGUACGUAAACAAAAGAUUAAUUAAAAACGUUUCGUACUAUCAUACAAACGUUUUCUUUUGUGAUUCCCCCACGCAAAGACGGUAGGCAAUGACCCCUCCCCUCCCCUUCCCCCCUUUUUUACGAUAAUUAUUAGAUUUUAGCGAUAUUUUUGCCGUAAAAUUUAAAAAAAAAACAAAUUGGAAAAAGAGAGCUGGGUAGCAAAUUUACAAAAAAAAAGGUGCGACCCUCUGUCAAUACACCAUGGUAGGCAGUCGCAAUGUAAAGUGAUAGUAGUCUGUAGUCUUUUUCCUCUAGGUGACUUUUCGAUCGUGUGGUGAUUCUACCGGUGAAGUACAAUGUCUGAAGUGUAAAUAAGCUGUACAUAGUGAUCUUUUAGUGUGGUAUUUUUUAUAUAUAUAUAU